Saprolegnia diclina VS20 is the source of this 2522-nucleotide messenger RNA. RefSeq lists its product as hypothetical. The coding region runs from base 635 to 2479 and encodes 614 amino acids. The record is from RefSeq and is a predicted model, not a curated record. The transcript is spliced from 8 exons. Gene Ontology annotation, biological process: mitotic cell cycle. Lineage: Eukaryota; Oomycota; Saprolegniomycetes; Saprolegniales; Saprolegniaceae.
GCUGCACCGACACUGUCGGGUGCAGCGUGGUGUGUCGAGCCGACACACCACGGACCGCCACUGACGCAAAGACGAUACCAGAACCCGUCUCAGAGCGCGUUGCCGAGAUUCACAUUCGAUGGCUGUCGCAGAUCGUCGCCAUGCAACGGACGAGCUACCCAAGUGGUGUGGUCGACUCAAAGGGUGAACGCUGGCAACACGCACACGACCGGCUUUCGCCCAAGUUGCUGCUCGUGGUCUGCCUCGUCUACUAGUAGCAAGCGCACCUUGGUUCGGACGACAGCAAAACUUACUUUUGUCAAGGCGCACGAGGCUUUUGUGGACUCGGCAUCGGUGCGACCACAUCAACAUAAGCUUGGGCUCCUCACACGCUACCCCUCGUGUGAGCCGCGAUCUCGGCCAGCACCAACUUUUGGCUGGUUACCUUCAGCUCAAGCUAGCAGCGAGCAGGAAGAACGCGGAAGCUCGCACUUUCCGGAGCUAGUGCGGAGUUUCCCGCCACGUGGGUGGGGUUUGUCCCAAUGCGCGACUGGGCUUUUGGGAAAAACCCAAAGUCCCAGCUUCCCGGGUUUUUCUGGUUUGCCGCGCGGGCACAUUAUUAUCCGGAUAGCUCCUUCGCGGAGGCCAUUUCGAAAUGCCUGGAGCGUCGUCCGCGAUCCUCAAGGGCCUGCGCUGCCUGGUAGACGUUCACAUGAUCACGGGCGAUACGGACGUCGACUGCUCCGGCGAGGUCGGGCGCAAGCUCACGGACCUCGGCGCGCGCGUCGUCAAGCGGCUCGGGAAGGAGACGACGCACGUCGUGUGGCUCAACGGCAAACGCGCGGUGCGGGACGCCACGCUCAAGCGCACGGACGUGAUCCUCGUCGGACCGCUCUGGGUCGAAGCGUGCGCCAAGACCGCCUCGCGCGUUCCCGAAGCCAAGUUCUUUCCGGCCGAGCCGCCGUCGGCCGGCGCGCUCAAGGCCAAGAAUCGGCGCCGCAGCAGCAUGAUGGAGCCGCGCGCCGAAGAUGUCUUUGACGAGUCUACGAUGACACCGCGAAAGAAGAAGCGAGAGAGCCUCGAGGUCGUGACGCCGUCCUAUAUGCUCCAACCGCAGAGCACGCAGAAGCGCAAGCAGCUCCAGCUCAGUCGGGAUGACCCGCUCUCGGACGACGACGACCUCAUGGGCACCGUGACGGAAGAAGUGGUCGACGAGCCGCCGCUGAAGCGGGCUCGCGUGCAGCCCAAGGUCAACGUGUGGGCGUGCUCCAAGUGCACGUUUGAGAACCCGACGAACGCGCCGCACUGCGGGAUCUGCGGCGCAAAGCACGAGGCAGUCGCCGCCACAGCGACAAAGCCCUCAAGCUCCGCGACGCCGCUUAGCGAGCUCAAGGAGUCCCUCUCCAAGGUCACACUCAAGACCAAAACGAGAAGCUCGACCACGAUCACUCGCUCGACGACGCCGGCCGCGGUAAAGAUAACCGCCAGCAAGACCGCCGCCGCCAGCAAGACCACAGCUGCGAGCAAGAACUCAACCAAGAUGGUGCCCAAGGCGGCACCAACUGUCUCCAAGAAGCCCGCGACGAAGAAGACGACAACCAAAUCCUCCACCGCCGACGCGACGUCUUCGUCGCAGCCAAGCCAAACCAAGACAAAGGCCAAGACUCCUGCACCGACGACCACCAAAGGAAAAGCCAAGGUGUCGGCGACCGAACCAGAGGCAAAGGCCAAAACCAAGCUCACUCCGGCCCCAGCGGCAUCUACGACAGCCGCUGGCAAAGGCAAGACCGCCAAAACAGUCAAGCCUGCAACCGCCAAGGCCAAGCCUACCGCUGCAAAGACCAAGCCUACCGCGGCCAAGACCACGACCAAGAAGACGAUCAAGGCAUCGCAAGAAAAGACCGAGACCCGUCCGAAGCGGUUUUUCGUCGCCAUCAGCGGCGCGGACGAAGCAUCGCGGCAGAUGCUCGUCUCGACGAUCGCGGCCAUUGACGCCAAGUGCCCCAACCAGCUCACGACCCGCAUCGUCGACGCCAACGUGGCGAUGACGCACGUCAUUGCAACCGACGCGUCCAAGCGCACGAUGAAGGUGCUCUUUGGCAUUGCCCGCGGCGCCUACAUCGUCUCGGACGCGUGGGUGUUUGCGUCGCUCGAAGCUGGCAUGUGGCUGCCCGAGGGCGACUACCUCCUCGAGCCGUACAACCAGCGCGCAGAGGCGACGAAAACGCACGCCGGGAUCCUCGACGACAUCCUCUUUAGCAUUGCAACUGCCGCCGGUCGCAUGGAACCGCCCAAGGAGACGCUGCAUAGCCUCAUCACGGCCGCCGGUGGCAAGGUCUGCAACAACGUCUCGCAAGCGCAGUACUGCAUCUGCCACGAGCCCAAUCGACGGGCGAUGCAGGCCAACGUGGCGUGCGUGACGCCCAAAUGGCUCUUUGAUAGCAUCGCAGCCUCUUGCCUCCAGGACGUUGCGCAGUAUUCGCCGGGCGGCGCGUACUAGUAUUUUAAAUAUACACCGAAAGCAAGGCUCGCUAGGCUCUAGA